CAAAUUCAAAACCCUAGAAACUUCUUCUUCAUCAAAUUUCUCUGUGAAAAUGUCUGGUCGUGGAAAGGGAGGCAAGGGAUUGGGAAAGGGAGGAGCCAAGAGGCACAGGAAGGUUCUAAGAGAUAACAUCCAGGGUAUCACUAAGCCAGCUAUUCGCAGGCUUGCUCGUAGGGGUGGUGUGAAGCGUAUCUCUGGUCUCAUCUAUGAGGAGACUCGUGGAGUGUUGAAGAUCUUUUUGGAGAAUGUGAUUCGUGAUUCUGUCACCUACACUGAGCACGCCAGGAGGAAGACUGUUACUGCUAUGGAUGUUGUCUAUGCUUUGAAGAGACAGGGAAGGACUCUCUAUGGAUUUGGCGGUUAGAUUGGGGGUUGUAUGUUGGUGCUAUGGUGGUAGUAAAUGUAGGUUUUAGUUUACAAUUGCGUAUAAGUCUGUGUUGGAUCUCUGUAGUGUUGUUCUUAUGCUCUAGAUCUUGUAAUUUCUCAUUACAUUAUCAAUGAACAGAGUUAGGUUUUGAGUA
Messenger RNA from Solanum verrucosum, 518 nucleotides. Its product is annotated as histone H4. Gene Ontology annotation, molecular function: DNA binding; structural constituent of chromatin; protein heterodimerization activity. Gene Ontology annotation, biological process: nucleosome assembly. The transcript has a single exon. The record is from RefSeq and is a predicted model, not a curated record. Gene Ontology annotation, cellular component: nucleosome. The coding region runs from base 50 to 361 and encodes 103 amino acids. NCBI's taxonomy places the organism in Eukaryota, Viridiplantae, Streptophyta, Magnoliopsida, Solanales, Solanaceae.